This is a messenger RNA of Geodia barretti, 965 nucleotides long. The record is from the annotation of a GenBank genome assembly. Lineage: Eukaryota; Metazoa; Porifera; Demospongiae; Tetractinellida; Geodiidae.
ACACCGCGCCGGGGGGUGGGCGUGGUAAGCAGUGUGAUCGCGCGCCCGGCCAUUUUUUCAGCUUCUCGUGUUUGAUCUCCCAAAUCUUGUAGGUCAAGCCAGUAUUUUGGAUGCGUGUUCACCUGCUGUUUUUGUCCCCUUUUCCAGUUCUAGACAAACAUCUGAGCCAUGGCCUACCCGCCUCCUGCAGGACCACCUAUGGGCGUUGAUCCUCUGUGGGGAUUCUUCUCAGCAGUCGCUGGAGCAGAUGGACAGAUAGAUGCGGAAGAGUUGCAGCGUUGCCUCACUAGCUCUGGUUUCAGUGGGUCCUACCAGCCGUUCAGCAAGGAGACGUGUCGCGUCAUGAUCGCCAUGCUGGACCGCGACUACAGCGGGAAGAUGGGCUUCAAUGAGUUCAAGGAGCUCUGGGGUGCACUCAACCAGUGGAGGGAUACUUUCUACCGAUUUGACAGCGAUCGAUCUGGCAAUAUCGACGCUCGGGAGCUGCAACAAACACUCACCGCAUUUGGCUACAACUUGAGCCCCCAGGCAAUCGGUGCCAUCGUGAGGCACUUUGCCACUGACGGGAAAAUUGUUUUCGACAGCUUUGUGGCCUGCUGUGUGAGGCUCCGGGUCCUGACCACUUCUUUCCAGCAGAGGGACACCAUGAGAAACGGAAGCGCCACCUUCCGAUACGAUGACUUCAUCCAGGUUGUCAUGGGGAUCUGAGCUCUGGUCUUCGUAGUCAUGGAGACGUGUUUAUAGCUUACAAGACAUUGCCGUAGUGUACAUUUACAUUUUGUACUUUUACUCUGAAGGUUUUCUACAGAAUUGUAAAUUCACAAGUUUCUGUUUCGGAUGGGGGAUGGAGCUCUCCCUACAGGAGUGGUAAACCCGUUUUCUGCAGGUUUAAUCAUUAAAGUUUUGUCAAGCCAACCAACAAAUUUUACUUCUCCUUCUGCAUCAAAAUCACAACACACUGUAAA